ACAUCCGAUUAUCCGAACAUCUCCAAUGAAUGAGGAGAGAUAUUCCCAACGCGCAGCUGUAAUAUCGUGUGCGUAGCAGAUACGACUCCGACUAGCGAGUGUCUUAUCACGCAAUAAAAGGGCGCGUAACAACUAACAGGUCAUGAUAAGAUUAUCCUCUCCGACAAGGAGAAAACCGUCAGAUGGAAGCGGGCGCCCUGCUCCGUUCCAUUUCAUGGAUUCCAAUACGUCAUCUUCCUCGUCGUUGUCUUCCCAUCUUCCCGCGCUCCCUUAGGGCUUCGUCGGAUGUUCAGGGAGGAUACAGAGGACCAAAGCCAAAGAAGGAUUGGGUAGCAGAUUGGGUCUCCAACAACGACGAUACAGUUCGAAGCUUGCCUAUCUACGUGGGAGGACUCUCCCUCUUGGCCGUUCUUUUCAACCGCAGUAUCUCAGGUAUCGCCCCUGUCGCUGAUGCCAGCAGUUCACAAUCAAGAGCAGAUUUACUUACACUUGGUCUAGCUGUUACCAAUGUUCUCACUGGUUUGGUAUGGCUGUCAAUCCGACCAAAAUCUAUCUCUGUGGUAAAUCCUCAAGGUGUGACAUGCCAGAGGAUACAUUAUGAUCUUCCUGAUUAUGUAGUUUCUGAACUACUGUGGAUAUGGGAAUCUCUGUCAGUUGCAACCUGCUGCAGGUCAUUGAUAAUUGUUUACCAAGACAAUUGUGUUCUUCAAAUUGGGGUUGCAGCAGAAUCUUCCAUAAAUAGUGGUGAUCCUAUUAUUGUUGAUACCACUAAAUUGGUGCAAGGGUCGCUUUAUGAAAGUGUUAUGAAAUCUGGAUCACAAAGCUACUUGGCCAACCUAUCUCUUUAUCCUGCGAGAUCUGAGCUGCCAUUUCUGCCUUCAAAUACACAGGCAGUCAUCUUGCAGCCACUUGGAGAUAAAGGAAUCGCAGUAAUUGGUGGUGACACAAUCAGGGGCUUCACUACUAGUGAUCAGGCCUGGAUUACAUUAAUAGCCGAGAAGCUGGAUUCCACGCUUUCAAAAUAUUCGAAUAGCCUCACUUUGGCCACACAGAACAAAGUUUGAAAAAGAAUCGAUCUGCAGAUAAUUCACAUUAUACAUAUACACAUUUGCUAAAUCUGUUUAGCCCAGGUAAUUCUUCUUUCUUUCUUUUCCUACUACUUUGGUGGUAGGUAGUACUUGCCAGAUGCCAGGGAGGAGGGGAAGGUAGUGGGCAUUUUCUGUCCUUUCUUUUCUAUGGUGACUGCUAAUCAACAUUGUUAGAUGUUGCAGCUCUUAUGGAUCCUUUGAGACGCAGAGUGCUGACACAACACUUCAGACAAAAAGAGUGCUUUUAAUAUGCAGCUCCAACCCAAGAAGGUAGGUUCCGAGUCUUUUGACAAACGCACGUUUCAUGUGGGGAAAAAAAACUUCUCUCAUAUCAGGCUAAAGUGGAUGAUAUCACCUGUCCAGAUGACGUUUUACCUAAAAUCUAUUUUUCUUUCGUAUUGGGUCAUUUGUCAGACUCAGAUUAGGUUCUUCUUUUGCUACUUAACUAUUUCUUUUCGCUUUUAUUUAUGAGGAAAGGAAAAUGGUUCUACCCCUCUGUAUCUGUUCUCAUCCCAUGGUCUUGACUGCUAGGGGGCCAUGAUGUUGCUCUAGACUCAAGUGUCGACCAAGGUCAUGGGCCGUGCUCAAUGCAAUGGAUGAUAAGAAUUAUGAAAGCAAUUCAAUUCAUGAUCAGAAAUUCAGAAGCACAAGAACAUUGCUUUUGGGAUGUUGUCAUC
This is a messenger RNA of Nelumbo nucifera (sacred lotus), 1765 nucleotides long. RefSeq names its product cofactor assembly of complex C (gene CCB4). NCBI's taxonomy places the organism in Eukaryota, Viridiplantae, Streptophyta, Magnoliopsida, Proteales, Nelumbonaceae. Gene Ontology annotation, cellular component: chloroplast. The record is from RefSeq and is a predicted model, not a curated record. Gene Ontology annotation, biological process: cytochrome b6f complex assembly.